CUUAGGAAACUAGUUCUGUCUAGAUACAGCAUGUCAUUCCACCACACGGAUGUCCAUAUUUUUUUCUUCAUUCACGGAUAAUUUGUCUUGGAAGAUAGUAGCGUCAGUUCUUCUUAGAAGAAAAUUAAAUUAAUUAAUGCUACCUCAGGAACAGUAAAAUAUUAAAAUAAUGCAUGACAUGAAAAGACAUUUCUGCCUGUUUUGGCUGUGCCAGUACUUCAUAGCUUUUGUUAGGAGCACUAACAGCAUCCAGGAUAAAGGAAUCUCAACCCAAUCACCUACACAGAAAGUUAUUAAGACAAAAGCAGCAAUAGAUGCAUCAACUACACAGCAAGAACCAGGUAAUGAAGAAGAAGUACAAACAGCAACUACAGUGAUAUCAACUAAGUCAGUGACAGCUUAUAAGUAUAGCCUUAUGCAUUUGCAAUGCAAUGAAAUAGAUUGUGUUAUUGAAAUAAAGUCAGUUUCAAGUUGGAACAAAGACCAUCCAGAAGAUAAACAUUUCUCUGAAAAUCAUGGUAAAUCUCGAUUUAAACUACUUGAAGAAUAUUGUAAUGGAUAUGCUGAUUGUUCAUCAAUAAAUGCUAGACCCGAAUAUGGAGACAUGGAACACAUUAUAUAUGAUUGUGUACCACGUGGGAAAAUUAAAAAUGAGGGGACAUCACCUACAUCCAUAAAAAUGACAACAGUAAAAGUGACAGUCUCUGAAAAUCCAGUAACAACACACCAAGUUACAAGAACUGAGUUAGAAUCAGGAGCUACGCAGCUGGUGACAAAAAAGAAUCAACCAGAGUCCACAAAGUCAGUGACAUCCAAAACAACAUUAAUAUAUUCAGUGAUGGCUUACGAGAAUAGCCUUGUGGAUUUGUCUUGCGAAGAUGAAGAUCACGUAAUUAAAAUAAAGGCAGUACACAGCUGGAACAAGAAAUCACCCCAGCUGGUAUACUUCUCCGACAAUCGUGGUGGAUCCCAGUUCAGGCAGAUAAAAGAACGUUGCAACGGACAGCCUUAUUGUCAAUCAGUAAAGGCUAGGCCAGAAUACGGAGACAUGGAACAAAUACUGUAUGAGUGUAUACCAAAGAAAGCAUCUGCUACUAUGACAACAUCAAUUCCUAAAAAAACAGUAACCAUAGUAAUAGCUGAGAUUCUGGCGCUGCAGACUGCUCGGCCAACUGGCAAUGCCAAAAAACAUGUUCCAUCAGCCGAUCUGACUAGAGAAUUUACACUUAAUAGUCUGCUAGGAAGGUUCCCAGUGAAUGUGCCACAUUCAUGCCAUGGGUGCAACCCCUAUUACGCCAAAGAAGCGUAA
Messenger RNA from Owenia fusiformis, 1309 nucleotides. Lineage: Eukaryota; Metazoa; Annelida; Polychaeta; Sabellida; Oweniidae. The record is from the annotation of a GenBank genome assembly.